Megalobrama amblycephala (Wuchang bream) is the source of this 3485-nucleotide messenger RNA. RefSeq names its product dipeptidyl-peptidase 9 (gene dpp9). The transcript has 21 exons. The coding region runs from base 217 to 2874 and encodes 885 amino acids. Gene Ontology annotation, biological process: proteolysis. The record is from RefSeq and is a predicted model, not a curated record. Gene Ontology annotation, molecular function: serine-type peptidase activity; dipeptidyl-peptidase activity. NCBI's taxonomy places the organism in Eukaryota, Metazoa, Chordata, Actinopteri, Cypriniformes, Xenocyprididae.
GAAGGCGGAAGUAGGAGUUCUUCGGUGCUUCCGGUGUGGCUGAUGAUGUUCGGUUGGUUUUCAUCAGCACUCAUGACUGUCGCUUUGUGCAGUUCUCGCGCUUAUGGACUCUGUUUUUACCAGCAAAAACGUUUAAGAAAUCAACAGGUCACAGAUGAGAGUUUUCUUUGAGGGUCUACCUGUUGCCAGAUCUUGUUGAGGGUUGUAUGCUGGUUAAUGCAUAGAGGAAAAAGGGUGAAACUUGAAGACGAUACUGAAGGUAGUUGGAAAAGUUUUGCAGCUGUCAGAAUGACCGCAGUAGAUGACAUCUCAGACAGCACGGAGGUUGUGGAAAUGGAAGACGUCCCCUCCCAGUUUUUUGUGGAGAAGCACUCAUGGGAUGGCUUGCGUGACAUCAUUCACGGCAGCCGGAAGUACUCGGGAAUGAUCAUAAACAAGGCACCCCAUGACUUCCAGUUUGUUCAGAAGCAUGAUGAGUCCGGCCCUCACUCGCACCGGCUCUACUACCUUGGAAUGCCCUAUGGGAGCAGAGAAAACUCAUUAUUGUACUCCGAAAUCCCAAAGAAGAUACGAAAAGAAGCCCUCCUGGUGUUAUCAUGGAAACAGAUGUUAGAUCACUUCCAGGCGACUCCACAUCAUGGUGUGUAUUCACGUGAGGAGGAGCUUCUCCGUGAGAGGAAGCGUCUGGGGGUCUUUGGCAUCACGUCCUACGACUAUCAUGCACAAAGCGGCCUUUUCCUUUUCCAAGCAAGCAACAGCCUUUUCUAUUGCCGUGAUGGCGGCCAUAACGGCUUCAUUCAGGCUGCCCCAAUGAAGCCUGUGGAAAUAAAGACUCAGUGCUCAGGGAUUCGCAUGGACCCCAAGAUCUCUCCCGGUGAUCCCAGUUUUAUUGCCUUCAUAAAUAAUAAUGACCUGUGGAUGACGAAUAUCGAGACUGGAGAGGAGCGCAGACUCACUUUCUGUCAUAAAGGAUUGAAUAAUGUCAAGGAAGACCCAAAGUCUGCUGGUGUCGCAACCUUUGUGAUUCAAGAAGAGUUCGACCGUUUUACGGGAUACUGGUGGUCUCCGGCUGCUCCUGAAGAUGCAGAUGGAGGCAAAACGCUCCAGUUGCUGUAUGAAGAGGUUGAUGAAUCAGAAGUAGAGAUUAUCCAUGUGCCCUCACCAGCUUUGGAGGAGCGGAAGGCAGAUGUAUAUAGAUAUCCUCGCACCGGAAGCAAGAACCCUCAAAUUAGCCUGAAACUAGCUGAGAUUCGAACUGACCAGCACGGAAAGAUUAUUAGCACACAAAACAAGGAGCUUGUUCUCCCAUUCACAACACUCUUUCCUGGGGUUGAGUACAUUGCGAGAGCUGGAUGGACAAAAGAUGGCAAAUUUGCUUGGGCAGUGUUACUAGACCGCAGUCAACAGAAGCUUCAGUUAGUGCUGUUACCACCUGCGCUCUUCAUAGCUGCGAGUGUGGAUGAUCCGCAGUGGGAGGAGCAUGUGGAAGCCAUGCCUGAGGGAGUCCAGCCCUUCAUCAUCUAUGAGGAGAUCACUGACGUCUGGAUCAACGUCCAUGAUAUCUUCUAUCCCUUCAUUCAAACAACUAAUGACAAGAUCACCUUCCUGUGGGUGAACGAAUCACAAACGGGCUUCUGCCAUUUGUACAGAAUAACCAGUCUCUUACAGCCAGGCUGCCAGCAGUGGUCCAGAGAAUACAGUCCUUCAGAAGAUGAUUUUAAAUGCCCGAUAGAAGAGGAGGUGGCUUUAACGAGUGGAGAGUGGGAAGUCUUGGCUAGACACGGCUCAAAGAUCUGGGUCAACGAAGACACCAAACUGGUGUACUUCCAGGGCACAAAAGAUACUCCACUUGAGCACCAUCUUUAUGUUGUGAGCUACGAAUCUCCUGGAGAAAUUGUCAGACUUACUAAGCCGGGCUUCUCUCACAGCUGCUCUGUUAGCCAGAACUUUGACAUGUUCAUUAGCCACUACAGUAACGUGAGCACUCCGCCAUGUGUUCACGUCUACAAACUGACGGGUUCUGACAGCGACCCCAUACACAAAGAGCCGGAGUUCUGGGCGAGCAUGAUGGAGGCUACAGGUUGCCCGGCUGAUUAUGUCCCUCCUGAGAUAUUUAGCUUCCCUGCCAAUUCCGGUUUCCGCCUAUAUGGAAUGCUGUACAAACCACACAACCUGAAACCAGGCAAAAAACACCCCACAAUCCUGUUUGUGUAUGGCGGUCCACAGGUGCAGUUAGUAAAUAACUCCUACAAGGGUGUGAAGUAUCUGCGUCUGAACACGUUGGCAUCUCUGGGAUAUGCAGUGGUGGUCAUUGAUGGAAGAGGGUCAUGCCAAAGAGGUCUUAAGUUUGAGGGGGCCCUUAAAAACAAAAUGGGGCAGGUGGAGAUUGAAGAUCAGGUGGAGGGGCUCCAAUUUGUGGCAGAGAAGUACAAGUUCAUAGAUUUGAGUCGCGUUGCCAUUCAUGGUUGGUCUUAUGGUGGAUUCCUCUCUCUCAUGGGCCUCAUUCACAGGCCAAAUAUCUUCAAGGUGGCCAUAGCAGGAGCUCCCGUGACAGUGUGGAUGGCAUACGACACUGGCUACACCGAACGCUACAUGGACGUGCCUGAAAAUAACCAGCAGGGAUAUGAGGCGGGCUCCGUCGCCCUGCAUGUCGACAAACUUCCCAACGAGCCAAACCGAUUACUGAUUUUACAUGGGUUCCUUGAUGAAAACGUGCACUUUUUCCACACCAACUUCCUGGUGUCUCAACUCAUCCGUGCAGGAAAGCCAUAUCAGCUACAGAUCUACCCCAACGAGAGACACAGCAUUCGCUGUCCUGAGUCCGGAGAGCACUACGAGAUCAUGCUACUGUACUUCCUCCAACAGCACCUCUGAUAAGGGCCUUCUCCAUUCUCGUCCUCCUCCACUUCCUUCAGCAGCAAUGACAGAAUACGGCCCUCACUGGUCCCUGAACCCAUCUUUUGCUUUCUUGCACUCUUUCUGGAAGGAGUGUCUUUGCAGCAGCCAGAAACAGACUUGUCCCCAAACUCUGUGUAAUUUUGUGCAUGUCGGCACACUUUUAACAGAAAGGACACGUCUGAGAACGGAGAAGAACCGAAGUAGCUCAUUAACCUCAUUAAACAGAUAUUGGAUUAUGUGCCACACCUAGGUAAUGUUUCUUUUCCGGCUCCCUUUGGAACACUGAUUAUGCUGCCAAAUGUGUCUUUAUUUUUUAAAUUUGUAGUUAGUGGCUUGUCAGAAUACAGAGACUGGAUUUCUACACAUACAUACAGAAAUGCUCUUACCACCCCUCCCCCCUUUCCUGUUAACUGCUCAUUUAACUUAAGCUCUUUCAGUGCUAUGAAUGCAGUCGUGUUUCGGUCCAACAUGAAUUCCAGCGUCACUGUUAGCCAUGCUCUUGUGGCUCUCACGUAAGGACACCUCACACUACUACCUGCAGUUCAUAUUUUAAGUGUGUAUUAUUAAAGGAACAUAUUUUUUAUGAA